AUGAUGAGAGAAAUGCCGUUCGAGAAAGAUGUUGUGGUCUGGUCGAGCGUGCUGAGGGCUAGUCGGGAGUGUGGUGACGUGGAGCGCGGCCGGGUCGCGGCUGAAGAGGUGAUUAGGCUCGACCUGAAGUGCAGUGGGGCCCACAUCACACUGGAGAAUAUGUACGCGUCUGAUGGGAGGUGGAAGGAGCCCGGGUGGUCGUGGGUGAAGGUGGAGGAGGAGAGAGUGUCGGCUUUUGUUGCGGGGGAUAGGAAUCAUCGGAGAUGCGAGGAGGUUUAUGGGAUGUUGGGGCUGGGGUAUUGUUCGAGUGAGGAGUUGAGUUUCGAGGAGGUUGAUUCGGUUGACGCAAAGGUGUUUCUGGGAGCUGAGAAUAUGUGGUUCAGUACAGACUGGGCAGUACAGUACAGUCGAGUAAAUUCUGUGUAUUCCGGCGAGUCCCGCCGCCGCCGUGAGCCGACCGUCCGAGACAACGUACCACUGCAGAGUGUCGCCGGAGAAGACGACCUUAUCGGCGUCGGAGUUGAGCAGCCGGUCGGAGAGCAGAGAAGAGCGCGGCGUCAACUGGUCGGGAGAAUUCUCGAUCAUCUGAAAUCGAUAGCAGACGAAGCCGGCAAGUUGGAGCUACGGUGGACGACGCUGGAAGGCGUGAAGGACAGGAAGAUGACGGCGUCUCUGCGGCGUCCGACAUCUCUGCGACGUCGGCAUCUCUGCUGCUCGCCAUUUUCGUGUCGCGUAGAUCCAGCGGACAGGGGAGACGUACCUCGGCAACGGCUCGUGACUGCCGGAGAUGCAGAAAGCCGUCGCUUGCUCGCCGGCGGUCGACGACGAGGCCAUACAUCUGGAGAAGUUCGGCGUAAAACGGCGACGACUGGCCGGUGGGCGACAGUGGCGGAGGAAGUCGGCGGCUGCGGUGGAACUGGUUGUGGUGGCUGGCUUGUCAAAGCUGAUUUACUAACAUCGUCAAACAUAGCGUUAUCAUUGAGGCAGUCAAUUACCAUAAGAUUAUACUCAAAUUCAUACUUAGCCUACGCCGACUUCUCGGGCACCCUGAUAUCCGACGACCGCCUGAACGACCCCCCGACUCCUAACCUCCAUGACUCCUCACUAAUCAACAUGUUGGAGCUCAACUCACAGCUCAAGCACCUAACAAAAUCCGGCGACCUGAAAACCGCCCGCAACAUGUUCGACACAUUUCCCCAAAGGGACGAAAUCACCUGGACCACCAUGAUUGCCGGCUACAUAAGCUCCUCGGACACAUCCGAAGCAAUUUCUUUGUUCUCGAAAAUUUGGGUCUCCUUCAUCCGCUCGGUUUUUGUCGGGAGUUCGGUUCUCGACAUGUACAUGAAGAACGGAAGAGUUCUCGAGGGCUGUGCAGUCUAUGAUGAAAUGCCGUCAACAAAUGUGGUAUCCUGGACAGCUGUCAUCAUAGGCGUCGUCCGGGCAGGUCUCCACUCCCGGGGGCUUUUAUAUUUUUCCCAGAUGUGGAGAGAUGGGGUCGACUAUGAUUCCUACACGUUUUCUAUUGCACUCAGAGCGUGUGCCGAUCUCGAGGCGUUGCUUAACGGGAAGGAAAUUCACGCCCGCAUAUUAAAAAGAGGUGUAGAAACGACCACGUACGUGGCCAACAGCCUUUCCACAAUGUACAACAAGUGCGGGAAAGUAGAAUACGGGUCGUUUCUAUUCGAGAGCAUGGCUAAACCGGACGUGGUCUCUUGGACGUCCAUGAUAACCACGUACAUCCAGACAGGCCAAGAGAAACAGGGGAUUAAUUCCUUUUCGCGCAUGAGAGCAUGCGGGAUAAGCCCCAACGAGUACACUUACGCGGCAGUUAUUUCGGGGGUCGCGAAUAUCGCAAAGCUCAAGUGGGGCCUGCAGCUGCACGCCUGCGAAAGUAUUUUCACAUACCCUAAACGACGAUAUAGUCUCGUGGACGACCAUGAUCAACGGAUACGCGGAGCACGGAUUAACCGCAAAGCCAUAGAACUAUUCGAGAGAAUCCCGAACGCAGGCCUACGGCCCGACUCGGUGACUUUCAUCGGUGUCCUCGGCGCGUGCAACCACGCGGGGCUCCUCGAUCUGGGGUCCCGCUAUUUCGACUCCAUGAUUAAAAAAUACCGAAUUUACCCCUGUAAAGAGCACUACGGGUGCAUGAUCGACCUGUUUUGUCGGGCGGGGUGGUUAGCGUGCUUAGGGCUAGUCGGGAGUGUGGUGACGUGGAGCGCGGGCGGGUCGCGGCUGAGGAGGUGGAAAGAGGCGGCUGGGGUGAGGAGGUUGAUGAGGUGGAGGGGUGUGGUGAAGGAGGAGGAGGAGAGAGUGUCGGCUUUUAUUGCGGGGGAUAGGAAUCAUCCUAGGUGCGAGAAGGUUUAUGGAGUGUUGGGCUUGGUGUAUUGUUCGAGUGAGGAGUUGAGUUUCGAGGAGGCUGUUCUUAACAGACACAACAAGAUAACUGGAGUUGCUUACAAGAAUGACCUGGCAAUUAUGGCAUGGAAACUAAUGAAUGAGCCAAGAUGCAACUCAAAUUUGAAGUACAUUGAUCAAAAGCAUUUGCUAGAAAUUGGAUUAGAAGGUUUCUAUGGUCAAAUCUUCACCUCCAAAGACCAGGAUAGAUCCCAGUUUCAACACGGUGACUGA
This is a messenger RNA of Striga asiatica, 2631 nucleotides long. Lineage: Eukaryota; Viridiplantae; Streptophyta; Magnoliopsida; Lamiales; Orobanchaceae. The record is from the annotation of a GenBank genome assembly.